Messenger RNA from Prorocentrum cordatum, 2553 nucleotides. The record is from the annotation of a GenBank genome assembly. NCBI's taxonomy places the organism in Eukaryota, Dinophyceae, Prorocentrales, Prorocentraceae.
AUGUGGCUCGAAGACCUGGCUAGCGACUUCGCUGGCCGAAGAUACACCCUUGCAGGCUUUGCCGCGCAGUACCUCGGGGUGGAGAUUCGCCCGGAGGGCCACCUCGGGGAGGUCGUGAUUGAGUUCCGGGGCGGCGCCCACGGUGCCGCCGACCUGGGCUCGCCCCGCGCGCUGGGGGAGGGGAGCACCGGCAAGCGCCUCGCCAGGGCGCCGGAGGUGCCCCUCGCGCCCGUGGUGGAGGCCAUGCGGCGCGCCAAGAAGGACGAGGCGUGCAUCGUGGCCGAGCUGAGGGAGCACCUGCGCCGCUCCGCCUGCCGCGGCGACGCCUCGGCCGUGAACGACCUGCUGGACGCUCUGGCGGGGCGGCUGGACUCGAGCCUUGCGCACAAGGCCGCCUGCGCGCCCUCCGACCCCCCAAUGGGGCUGACGGGCGGCAAGUGCGCCGCACCGGCCGCGGGCCCCGCGCCCGAGGGCGCGGACGGCGCCCCGCUCAUCCUGGACUCGUCCCACAGCCUCGGCAGCAACUCGGGGGAGUACGUUCCGGCGCCAGUCUUCAAGAGGUUCCUCGAGGACACUGUGUCUGGUGCUCCCACCAGCGAGGAGGACCAGCGGGCCAUCGCGGAAGGCAUGUUCAAGUGGGCGCGGGAGAAAGGCUGCACCGACUUUGCCCACUGGUUCUUCCCGUGCCGCGGCGGCAGCGGUGCCGUGGGCGGUGCCGUCGGCGCCCUCAAGAUGGACACCCUGGUCGACCUCGACUUCAAGUCGGGGAGCGCGAUCAAGCCCUUCUUCGCGACGCUCCCGCACGAGCGCCUGUUCCAGGGCGAGACAGACGGCUCCUCGUUCCCCAACGGCGGCCUGCGCGUGACGCACUCCGCCGCCGCCUUCACGGUGUGGGACCGGACGUCGCCCCCGAUCAUUGCGGGCACCACGCUCCGGAUCCCGUGCUCCUUCCUGACGCACCUGGGAAAGGCGAUCGACGACAAGACGCCGCUCCUGCGCUCGCAGGACGCCGUGAGCGCCCAGGGGAUGCGCUUCCUGAAGGCCCUGGGGCUGGCAUCCGAUGCCAAGUGCCUGCGUUCGUACCUCGGGUGGGAGCAGGAGUUCUUCGUCGUCUCCGCCGACCUGUACAAGAAGCGGCCAGACCUCGUCAACACGGGCCGGACGCUGUUCGGCAAGCUGCCCACACGCGGCCAACAGAUGGACCUCAAUUACUUCGCCCCCGUCCCAGAGCUCGUCGACAAGCUCCUGGUGGAGGUGCAGCAGGAGAUGCUGAGGACGGGCACCCCGAUGGCGGUCCGCCACAACGAGGUGGCGCCUGGGCAGCACGAGAUGUCGCCCAUCUUCGGGCUGGCCAACUGGUCCGCCGACAACAACGUGUACUUCAUGGAGGUCUGCAACAGGGUGGCAGCCAAGUACAAUCUGAUGGUGCUGUUCCACGAGAAACCAUUUGCCGGCAUCAACGGCAGCGGCAAGCACGCCAACUGGUCCGUCGGAACCGACACGGGCAUCAAUUUCUUCUACCCGGGCAAGACGGAUGAAGCACGCACCAUCUACACUGCGGCCCUGGCCUGCCUCGCUCAUGGCAUCAUGCAGUACAACGAGGUGCUGCGCUGUGCCGUGGCACACGCAGGCAACGACCACCGCCUCGGAGCCCAGGAGGCGCCCCCGGCCAUCAUCUCGCUCUACCCCGGCACCGGCUUCGAAGCGCACGUGGACGCGGUGAUCGCAGGCGGUCCCCUACACGAGUUCAAGGCUGAGAAGAAACAGCAGUCCACUGGCUGCAAGGCGUCCAUGGCGGUGGAAUCCAACGUCGAGGACCGCAACCGCACGGCGCCCUUCCCCUUCUGCGGCAACCGCUACGAGUUCCGCGCAGUAGGCUCGUCGCAGAACUGCUCUUUCCCGGUGAUGAUCUGCAACACGAUAAUGGCCGCCGGCAUGAGCGCGCUCUCCGAUAAGAUCGAGGGCGGCAUGAAGGCGCGCGAUGCCGUGGCCGAGAUGUACAAGAAGAACCGCAACGUCAUCUUCACAGGCAAUGGCUACUCCGCCGAGUGGCCGGCCGAAGCGGCCAAGCGCGGCCUCCCCAACCUCAAGACGACACCGAUGGCUAUCAAGCAGUGGGCCUCGAACAAGAACAUUGAGCUCUUCGAGAAGCUUGGCGUCUUCUCCAAGGAGGAGACCAAGGCCAGGGCUGAGGUGAUGUACGAGGCCUACAAUACCACUCUCAGCGUCGAGGUCGCCACAAUGGUCGACAUGGUCAAGACUGGAUUCAUGCCGGCUUUUGCACAGGACCUAGCCUUGUACAAGGACGCCCACGACUUGAUGGGCAAUCGUAAGGCGCUGUACGCUUCGGUGAAGACCGAGACCGAAAAGCUUGAGAAGAUGAUGAAGGAGGCUCCUCAUGACAUGGUCGCAGAGGCCGAGUACCUUUGCGACAAAGUUAAGGAGCAGAUGGUCAAGGUGCGCUCUCUGGUCGAUGAGGCCGAGGGCCUUCUGGAUCAGAAGCUCUAUCCGUACCCGACCUACGAGUCCAUGCUCUACCACCACCACCACUGA